AUGAGCGACGCCCCGAAGAACGACGACGGAAGCGGCGCGCCGCCGCCCCCGCCGCCCGGCCCGCCGCCCGCCUCGAGCGCGAUGAGCGCGUCCGCGCCGGCGUUCCAGAUGAAAGCGUCCGCGCCCGCGUUCGCGUUCAAGCCGAGGAACGUCUCCUCCGCGCCGCCGCCGGCGCCUCCCCCCGGCCCGCCCCCCGGCGGUCCCCCGGCGUUCUACGAGCGCCCGCCGCCGCCGGCGGGGGAGCCGCCGAAGCGAGCGGUCUCGCUCAGCAUCGGCGGCGACGCCGCGCCUCCGAAGAAGGCGGCGUCGAUCACGAUCGGCGGGCCCGCGCCGGGGGCGAAAGCGGCGUCCGUCUCCAUCGGCGGCGACGCCGCGCCGCCGAAGAAAGCGGCGUCGAUCACGAUCGGCGGGCCCGCGCCGGGGGCGAAAGCGGCGUCCGUCUCUAUCGGCGGGCCCGCGCCGCCGGCGGCGAAGAAGGACGAGAAGCCGGACGCGCCCACCGUCGCGGAGGCGACGGCGAAGGCGGCCGCGCUCGAGGUGGAGGACAAAAAGCCGGCGGCAGCGCCGGAGCCCGAGCCCGUCGCGGCGCCCGAGGAGGAGGACGACGUCGCGGCGCCCGAGGAGGAGGACGACGCGACCGGCGACCAGAGAGAGCACCUGAACUUGUGCUUCAUCGGGCACGUCGACGCGGGGAAGUCCACGAUCGGCGGUCAGAUCUUAUUCCAGAGCGGCAUGGUGGACGACCGCACGAUCGAAAAGUUUGAGAAGGAGGCCAAGGACAAGAACCGCGAGUCGUGGUAUAUGGCGUACAUCAUGGACACGAACGAGGAAGAGCGCGCGAAGGGGAAGACCGUGGAGGCGGGCAGGGCGCACUUCGAGACGGAGAAGAAGCGGUACACGGUCAUCGACGCCCCCGGGCAUAAGAAUUACGUCCCGAACAUGAUCCAAGGCGCCGCGCAGGCGGACGUCGGCGUGCUCGUGAUCGCCGCGCGCAAGGGCGAGUUCGAGACCGGGUUCGAGCGCGGCGGGCAGACGAGAGAGCACGCGCAGCUCGCGAAAGUCCUGGGCGUCUCCAAGCUCAUCGUCGUCGUGAACAAGAUGGACGACCCGACGGUGAAGUGGAGUAAAGAACGCUGGGACGAGAUCAACACGAAGAUCAACCCGUUUCUAAAGUCGUGCGGGUACAACGUGGCCAAGGACGUGACGUACGUCCCCAUCUCCGGGCUGUACGGCACGAACAUGAAGACCAAGGUUACCGCGGACGUGUGCCCGUGGUACGAGGGGAAGAGCUUCUUCGACACGCUGGACGAUUUAGAUCCGCUGGACCGCAACCCGGACGCGCCGUUUCGUCUCCCGGUGUUGGACAAGCAUAAGGACAUGGGCACGAUCGUCAUGGGGAAGACCGAGGCGGGGACGGUUCGUCGAGGCGACAAGCUCGUCGUCAUGCCGAACAACGUGCAUGUCAAGGUCACGAACGUGUACAGGGACGACAUCGAGUGCUCCAAGGUGGCGCCGGGGGAGAACGUGCGAAUGCGUCUCGCGGGCAUCGAGGAGGACGCGAUCAUGACGGGGUUCGUGCUCUGCGCGCCCUCAGCGCCGGUGCACGUCACGCAAGAGAUCGAGUGCCAGCUGGCCAUCUUGGAGCUUCUCGAGCACAAGAGCAUAUUCACCGCGGGGUACAAGGCGAUCAUUCACAUCCACGCGGUGACGGAGGAGUGCGAGGUGACGAAGAUCGUGAACGAGAUCGACGGCAAGACGAGGAAGCCGAAGGAGAAGAAGAAGGGGCAGGCGCUCUUUUUGAAGGGCGGCUCGCUCGCGACGGUUCGCAUUCGCACCAGCGGGAUCAUCUGCUGCGAGAAGUUCGCGGACGUCCCGCAGCUCGGGCGGUUCACGCUUCGGGACGAGGGGAAGACGAUCGCGAUCGGGAAGGUGCUCAAGCUCAAGCCGUACGAGGGCGCGAAUCAAGCGUGAUGACGCGGUCGAUCGACGACGUCGACGCGUCGGCCGCCGUCGCCGUCGCCGUCGCCGCCGCCGCCGCCGCCGCGCGGCGGGGACUCGCCGCGCCGCGAUGCGCGACGGUCACCCCGUGUUGAUACGAACGGGGGGACCUCGCGAUCGCUAGCUUCGUUUCGUUUCGUUGUUGUUAAAGAUGCGCGUUCUGCGAAC
Molecule: messenger RNA, 2166 nt
Organism: Micromonas pusilla CCMP1545
Lineage: Eukaryota; Viridiplantae; Chlorophyta; Mamiellophyceae; Mamiellales; Mamiellaceae
Product: elongation factor tu
Exons: 2
Coding region: 1-1971 (656 amino acids)
Biological process (GO): translation
Cellular component (GO): translation release factor complex
Molecular function (GO): GTPase activity; GTP binding; translation release factor activity
Source: RefSeq, a predicted model, not a curated record